ACUGCCAGAGAUGGGAUCCCAUUAGAAAUGCAGUGCCACCACCGGAGACUAAACCCAGUCAGAGACAGCACCCUGUCAUAGGUGGCAUGUCACCACCAGAAACAAAAUCUUGUUAGAGACGGAAUUCUGUCAGAGAUGGAGUGCCACCACAAGAAACAAAAUCUUGUUAGAGACAGAAUCCUAUCAGAGACGGAGUGCCACCGCCAGAGACGAAAUCCUUUUACAGAGGGAAUCCUGUCAGAAACGGAGUGCCACCACCAGAGACAAAACCCUGGCAGAGACAGAGCCCUGUCAGAGACAGAAUGCCACCACCAGAGACAAAAUCUUGUCAGAGACAGAAUUCUGACAGAAACAGAAUACCACUGCCAGAGACAAAAUCCUGUUAGAGAUGGAGACAUGUCAGAAACGGAAUCCUGUCAGACACGGAAUGCCACCAGCAGAGUCAAAAUCCUGCCAGAGAUGGAAUACCACUGUCAGAGGCAAAAUCCUGUCAGAGACAGAACCCUGUCAGAGAUUCAAUGCCCUCACCAGAGACAAAGCUCUCUCAGAGGCAGAAUUCUUCCAGAGAUGGAAUGCUGCUAUGAGAGACAAAACCCUGCCAGAGACGGAAUCCUGUCAGAGAUGGAAUUCCCCUGCCAAAGACAUAACCUUGUCAGAGACAGCGCCCUCUCAGAGAUGGCAUGCCACUGCCAAAGACAUCAGCCUGUCAGAGACGGAAUCCUGUCCAAAAGGGAAUCCUACCAGAGAUGGAAUGCCACCGCCAGAGACAAAAACCUGUCAGAGAUGGAAUGCCACUGCCAGAGACAAAACUCUGUCAGAGACAGAAUCCUGUCAGAGAUGACAUGCCCCUGCCAGAGACAAAACCUUAUCAGAGACAGAACACUGUUAGAGAUGGCAUGCCACUGCCAGAGGAAAGAUCCUGUCAGAGAUGAAAUCCUGUCAAAGAUGGAAUCCUGUCAAACACAGAAUGUCACCACCAGAGACAAAUUCCUGUCAGAGAUGAAAUGCCACUGCCAGAGGCAAAAUCCCAUCAGAGACAGAAUUCUGUCCAAAAUGGAAUGUCACUGCCAGAGACAGAAUUCUGUCAGAGAUGGAACGCCAUGGCCAGAGGCAAAAUCCUUUCAGAAACAGAAUCCUGCCAGAGACAGAAUGCCACCCCUUAAGACCGGAUCUUCUCAGAGAUGGUAUGCCACCACCAAGGAUAAAACACAGUCAGAGGUAGAACCCUGUCAGAGAUGGAAUGCCACUGCCCGAGACAAAAUCCUGCCACUGAUGAAAUGCUACUGCCAGAGACAAAAUCCCAUCAGAGAUAGAACCCUUCCAGAGAUGGACUGCCCCUGCCAGAGAAAAGAUCCUAUCAGAAUCGGAAUGGUACCAUCAGAGGUAAAAUCAUGUCAGAGGCAGAAUCGUGUCAGAGAUGGAAUGCCACCGCCAGGAACAGAAUCCUGCCAGAGAGGGACUGCCACCCCGAAAGACAGAAUCCUGUCAGAGACCGAAGGUCACCUUCAGAGACAGGAUCCUGUCAGAGACAGAAUCUCAUCAGAGACGGAAUCCCAUCAGAGAAAGAAUCCUGUCAGUGAUGGAAUCUUGUCAGAGAUGGAAUCCCAUCAGAGACAGAAUCCUGUUAGAGACAGAGGCCCAUCAGAGACGGAAUCCUGUCAGGGACAAAUUCCUGUCAUGGGUGGCAUCCUGUCAGAGGCAGAAUUCCAAUGCCAACGAACCAUUUGUCUGAAUCGGCAUGUCACAGCAUAGGAUCUUCGAACAGGCAAAUGAGCAACUAGAAAGCUUUGACGAAAAAUCAGACCACAUUUGUACUAUAGGGUUAUAGCCGUUCAACUGCCUAAAGGACCUGGAGAGCUGUUCUUAUCCAGUGUCUCAACCCAGCACCCAGCACCUGCCUUCUCAACUGCCGGCCCUAUCCACCUGGCCCCAAACACUCUGACGUGCAUACGGCAUAGUGGACUUGCUUGGGGAAGACUGC
Tachyglossus aculeatus (Australian echidna) is the source of this 1981-nucleotide messenger RNA. Its product is annotated as uro-adherence factor A-like. The record is from RefSeq and is a predicted model, not a curated record. The transcript is spliced from 2 exons. Lineage: Eukaryota; Metazoa; Chordata; Mammalia; Monotremata; Tachyglossidae. The coding region runs from base 136 to 1752 and encodes 538 amino acids.